Cricetulus griseus (Chinese hamster) is the source of this 2813-nucleotide messenger RNA. The record is from RefSeq and is a predicted model, not a curated record. Lineage: Eukaryota; Metazoa; Chordata; Mammalia; Rodentia; Cricetidae.
UUCCGCCCUAGAAGGUAAGAGGAACGCCGGGCGGAAGAAACUCCCAACCGGACCGGAAGGGGUAGGUCCCGUAGGCGGUGCUGUUUGCUGGAGCCUCGUGGAGGCUGAGAUUGCCUUCCUGGCAGCUUCAGACAUCCUGACAUGGGGCUUACCAAACAGUAUCUCCGAUAUGUGGCUAGUGCUGUCUUUGGCUUGAUUGGCAGCCAAAAAGGUAAUAUUGUUUUUGUGACACUUCGUGGAGAGAAAGGACGCUAUGUGGCAGUACCCGCCUGCGAACAUGUUUUUAUCUGGGACUUGAGAAAAGGAGAGAAGAUCCUUAUCCUUCAGGGGCUUAAACAAGAAGUCACUUGCUUAUGUCCUUCCCCAGAUGGGUUGCAUCUGGCUGUUGGCUAUGAGGAUGGAUCCAUCCGAAUCUUCAGCCUCCUUAGUGGUGAAGGAAACAUAACCUUCAAUGGACACAAAGCAGCUAUCACCAGCUUAAAGUACGAUCAGCUAGGAGGCAGACUGGCUUCUGGGUCCAAGGAUACAGAUGUUAUUAUUUGGGAUGUGAUCAAUGAAAGUGGCCUCUACCGUCUAAAGGGACAUAAGGAUGCAGUCACACAAGCUCUGUUCUUACGAGAAAGGAAUCUGCUAGUUACAAGUGGGAAAGAUACUAUGGUAAAGUGGUGGGACCUUGAUAAUCAACACUGCUUCAAAACAAUGGUCGGCCACCGAACUGAGGUGUGGGGCUUGGUUCUAGUUUCAGAAGAAAAGCGACUAAUAACUGGGGCUGCAGACAGUGAGCUGAGAGCCUGGGACAUCGCCUAUCUGCAGGAGAUUGAUGACCCAGAAGAGCCAGAGCCCAAGAAAAUCAAAGGGUGUCCUGGAAGACAGGACACACCUGAAGCAGAGGAUGGCCCCCUUGAAGCAGAUGAAGCAUCUGAAGAUCGCAUCCUCUCAUGCAAAAAAGCUGGCUCCAUAAUGCGGGAAGGAAGGGACAGAGUUGUGAACCUUACUGUGGACAAGACAGGCAGGAUUCUUGCUUGCCAUGGAACUGAUUCUGUGCUAGAAGUAUUUUGUGUCCUUUCCAAAGCAGAAAUUCAGAAGAAAAUGGAUAAGAAGCUGAAGAAAGCUAGAAAGAAAGCAAAAUUGAAUUCUGCCAGUGGGGAGGAGGACCCUGAAACUAGUGUCUCAAUGACUCUGCAGGAUGAGAUCCAUCGGGUGGCCAAUAUCAAGACUUCUUCCAAGAUCAAAUCCUUUGACCUGAUUCAUUCACCUCAAGGGGAGUUGAAGGCAGUCUUCCUGCUGCAGAACAACCUGGUGGAAUUAUAUUCACUCAAUACAUCCUUGCCGACCCCUCAGCCUGUCAGGACAAGCAGGAUAACCAUUGGAGGCCAUCGCAGCGAUGUGCGCACUUUGUCAUUCAGCUCCGAUAAUAUAGCUGUGCUUUCAGCUUCGGCUGAUUCCAUAAAGAUAUGGAACAGGUCUACCCUGCAGUGUAUCCGCACAAUGCCUUGUGAAUAUGCUCUCUGCUCCUUGUUCGUUCCUGGUGAUAGGCAGGUGGUUAUAGGAACAAAGACCGGAAAUCUGCAGCUUUAUGACCUGGCCUCGGGCAAUCUCUUGGAGACAAUAGCUGCCCAUGAUGGAGCCUUGUGGUCCAUGUCUCUCUCUCCAGAUCAGCGUGGCUUUGUGACAGGUGGUGCUGAUAAAGCUGUCAAGUUCUGGGAUUUUGAGUUGGUGACAGAUAAAAACAGUACCCAGAAGAGACUUUCUGUGAGGCAGACUCGAACCUUGCAACUAGAUGAGGAUGUCUUGUGUGUCAGUUACUCUCCCAAUCAAAAGCUGUUGGCUGUUUCUCUGCUGGACUACACUGUGAAGAUUUUCUAUGUUGACACUUUAAAGUGAACUAGAAGAGGCUCUGCUUGUGCUGCCAUUCUCUUACGUCCCAGACAUUCUUAAAUUAUUCAAUGAAUUCAUCCAGAUGGGCUCUGAUAUCGAACUUCUGUGCCGGUGCCUCUUUUUUCUCCUCAGGAUUCACUUUGGCCAGAUCACAAGCAACCAGAUGCUUGUGCCUGUGAUAGAGAAACUAAAGGAAACAACUAUUUCAAAAGUCAGGCAAGUCCAGGAUGUCAUUGGCUUCAAUAUGGCAGGUCUCGAUUAUCUCAAGAGAGAGUGUGAAGCAAAGAGUGAAGUUAUGUUUUUUGCUGAAGCUACUAGUCACUUGGAAGAGAAGAGGAGGAAACGAAAAAACAGGAAGAAGAUGAUUUUAACAUUGACUUAGAACUGAAAGGCUGUGUCUUUUCCUGCUUCCCUUAAACUUUAAGGAACACGUAAACUUAGCUAUAGUGGAGUUGGCAUCUUAAAAAUAUUGAAAAAGAUCAAGUAGAUCUUGGGGUACAGCUGUCAGCUUCAGCUGAGGAAAUCCAACAUGGCUGUGUGCUCUGGCUCCCAUCCUUUGGACUGGACAGAUUUAGUUUAAAAAUCUGUGUUCUUCAGAACUGAGGCUUUAAAUUAUAGCAAGGAGCAAGAGUAUUUUUUUUUUUUUUUUUUUUUACUGUAUUUGGUUCAUUUGAGUUGAGAUAGACAUUUCUAAAGUGUCUCAUAUUUAUGGCAGAUUAUUUGUACUAGAGGUUUUCCAUUUAAGAUAAUCAUGUGUAUUACUGUCUUCUAAAAUGAAGUACCAUGGACUUCAGAGCUGAAAGGGAUGGUAAAAAAUAUCUAGAGCAACCUCCUUAAGCUAGUACAGGUUGUUGAGUCUGUAUAUAAGAAGAUCAUAAUGCUAUUUGUACUUUGGGGAAUAAAAUAGCUUUUUCAUUAAAACCAUUUAAAAUGUC